Molecule: messenger RNA, 1974 nt
Organism: Rosa rugosa (rugosa rose)
Lineage: Eukaryota; Viridiplantae; Streptophyta; Magnoliopsida; Rosales; Rosaceae
Product: transcription factor ICE1-like
Exons: 5
Coding region: 143-1627 (494 amino acids)
Biological process (GO): regulation of DNA-templated transcription
Cellular component (GO): nucleus
Molecular function (GO): sequence-specific DNA binding; DNA-binding transcription factor activity; protein dimerization activity
Source: RefSeq, a predicted model, not a curated record
GCCAAGGCAACAAGCAGAGCAGCAGCGAAGUCAUAGAUAAGAACAGAGCGGUCUCUAUUCACCUUCCGGAUUCGGUUUUCUCGGUAACUGAACCCUGAACCUUUCUUCCUUUUCCUCCAUUCCAGACAAGAGAGACGUCAUCAUGCUGCCCAUGUCCAGCGGCGCCGUUUGGAUGAACAGAGAGGGAGAAGACGCAGUUUCUUCUUGGACCAGCAACCCCCAUAACAACAAUGAAACAGAGCCCAAAGACCUGACCUUGGCCAGCUUCAAAGCCAUGUUAGAAGGUGACUGGUACAUGAACAACAACAACAACGUCGUCCUCAACCAAGACAACAUUAACUGCUUCUCUUCCAACCCCUUUCAAAUGGACACCUCCGCUUCUUGCUCUCCGUCCAGGGCAUUUACUCUUUUAAAUUCAAAUUCAAAUCCCAAUCCCAACUCCAAAUCCUGCUUCUCUACUCUCCCUAACUCUAAUCCAUUCGAUAACAAUUUCAAUUUGGUUGGCGAAAGUGAGCUCUUGACCCAGCUUCAGCAGCAAAAUGAAGCUUUGAUGAACUUGGCAGCUCUUAAUCCUCACUCCCAGGUGGCUGCUACUCCUGCACUCAGUUCCGGCACCGAGUUCCCCUCGAAUCAGCUGCUUCCAGUAUCCGGCAACACCGCCGGCUUCGAAAGCUCCGGGAGUGCUCUGUUACUGAACAGGGCUGAGGAUAUGAGUUUCCCUUGUUCCAUGGGUGGUGCACAGCCCACUCUGUAUCAGAAGCGAGCUGCACUUCGCCAGAACUCCACUGGCAGCAGCGGCUGCGAUAUAUUGGGCAACUUGGAGAUUUCGGGGCCCAGUUACUCCGGCUUGGGUUUGGAGGAGAAAAGGAAGAGGAGACAUAAUGAGAGCGAAAUGGAAGACGAUAUGUCUAGUUUGAAUUUUUAUGAUUCUGAUGGUCAAGCGGAGGAGGAGGAGGAGGAGGGGAAUGUGAAUAAUGCCGCUGGUGGAGGCUAUUCUAAUGCCAAUAGUAGUGUCACUGAUGGAGAUUUCAAGGGGAAGAAGACGGGUUUACCGGCCAAAAAUCUCAUGGCCGAAAGGCGCCGGAGGAAGAAGCUCAACGACAGGCUCUACAUGCUUAGGUCUGUAGUACCCAAGAUAAGCAAGAUGGAUAGAGCGUCCAUACUUGGGGAUGCAAUUGACUAUUUGAGAGAGCUUCUGGGAAGGAUUGAUGACCUCCAUAAGGAGCUGGAAUCAGAUGCACCUGGCUCUUCGUUGCAACCUUCAACAAAUUUUAACCCAUUGACACCAAAUUCACUCACCUAUCCCGGCCGUAUCAAGGAGGAGCUCCGUCCUAGCUCCUUGCCAACCCCUAAAAGCCAACAACCUGCUGCAAAGGUGGAUGUUCAGAUAAGGGAAGGACGAGCUCUUAACAUCCGCAUGUUAUCUCCACGCAGACCAGGUCUGUUGCUCUCUACUAUGAGAGCCUUGGACAACCUUGGGUUAGACAUCCAGCAGGCUGUGAUCAGCUGCUUUAAUGGAUUUGCUCUGGAUGUGUUCCAAGCUGAGCAAUCCAGGGAAAGCCAUUUCUUGCCUGAGCAAAUUAGAGCGGUACUCUUGAAAUCAGCUGGAUUUGAUGGUAUGAUGUAACUCAACUCAAUUCGAUGAAGUACGUAGUUCAAAAUUGCAGCCUCGAUCAGUAAUUAAAAAUUGGAGUGAUGGAGCACUGACAGAACAGUGGCUUGUCUCUCGCCCUCUCAAGUCUAAACUAGUUUGUAAAUGCAUGCAAUCGCUUGUCAUUCCCAUUCGAAGAGACUCUCAGCGCAGACAGUGUAGCAGUGGAAGUGUAUAUUUUAUAAUUAAUGAAUUAGGCAAACUGCUAAGUUCUACGUGGUCAGCAACUUUAAAAUUUUCUCCUCAAUUGCUGUUAAAUUGUGUUGCUUGAGUGAUAUAUGAUUAGACUAAUCACCAAAUCACCAUUGCAUGUGAUUUCUUUG